This is a messenger RNA of Salmo salar (Atlantic salmon), 2123 nucleotides long. RefSeq names its product CLOCK-interacting pacemaker. Gene Ontology annotation, biological process: negative regulation of DNA-templated transcription; negative regulation of circadian rhythm. NCBI's taxonomy places the organism in Eukaryota, Metazoa, Chordata, Actinopteri, Salmoniformes, Salmonidae. The record is from RefSeq and is a predicted model, not a curated record. Gene Ontology annotation, cellular component: nucleus.
GGUCUAGGAGGCGGGGCCAUUUUCAGGUUGGGUACCGAUUGUCAAUUCUGGAACUGGGACUCGUUUUAUAGGAUCUAACCGUGAGGCUACAGGUAGUCUUCACAUCCCGUUAGCUAGUUUAUACAUUGAAUGAGAUAGCUAUAAUAGAAACGCAGCGAUAGACACGCAUAGAUGACGUGACAAGUGAAACGUUGAAAAAUAGAGCUAGAAAUUAGGUGCUCGAGUCAACAAUACGGAGCGCUGUGCAAGUGAAGUGAACCACCAGUGGCAAAGUGUCUAAAUUGAUAUUGGAGGACGCAGUAUGCCUCUGGAACAGGCUUGUCUAAGUGGGCGAGAGCCACGUGCAUCCAGUAAGAAUGCUGAGGACAGGAGCAACGCUGCCACCCUGCUGGCCUCAAGGAGUACUGCAGACACAGAGUCCAACAGAAGAGGCUCUCGCUGCGGCUCUGAAAAAGAUUCUGGAUAUUCGGACAACAACAGCUGCACAGACUGGCUCCAUGCGGAUAGAGAGGACCAGGGCAGCAGCGUGUUAGAGCCCAGGGGAAGGGAGGGUCUUCAGAGCCAGGUCAAGCCCGAGCAGGCCCCUCUCCAGGGGAAUCACAUCCUGGUCCCCAGCUUCGGAAGCCCUGACCUCACCCCCAUCUUCAUCAUCAAGAACGUGGUGCUCAAACAGGUGAAAGAGGUGGGAGGCAGGCUUGAGAAUGACUCAGACCAUCACCUCCAGAACCAGCUAAACUGGGAGAACAGAGAAGGAAGUCCCAAUGACUCUGGCCCCUGUCAUGUGAUCCUGGUCCAGCAGCCCAGUGAAGCCUCGGCCUCACCCGCAUCCCCAAAGCCCAACAGAACACAGUCCUGGAGAUCUGACAGCACAGCUAUGAAAACAAAAAGCAGAACCUACCUGCCCAUUCUUAAGUCCUACCCUCGUAUCGCCCCCCAUCCCAGUAAGAAGCCAUCAGACAAGACCCCAGUGGACCCCCAUGGUAAGGGGACUGGCAGGGAGGACCAGAGUCAGGACAAGAGGAUGUGUACAGAGGACAAGAGGGAUGAGGUGUCCACUACUACUCACUUACUGACACCAUCCAGAAAACAUAUCCGCAAGCAGCCAGACCCCAAUAGAAGCCUGUCCCACUGGAGGAGCCCUGCCUCAUCCCACUCCCCCAGCCCUCGCUCUCCCUCCACACUUUCCAGCUUUGUCUCCUGCUCUAUGUCCAGCUCCGACACCACCACCGCCUCCUCCUACUCCUCUUCCGGUGGCUCCUCUCCCCCCUCGGCCAGCAGGUGGCCCCGCAGGCACGGUCCAGGCCUGUCCCUGUUAAGUGCGGCUCGCGACAGGCGCUUCCUGAACACAGUGGGCAUCCUAAGCCAGUCAGGCCUGCUUGACAUCACGCUGCGGACCCAGGACCUCCUCCGCCAGAGCAACGCCACAGACCGAGACAUCGCCCAGCUCCGCCAGCACACACAGCUGCUGUAUCAGGCCGCCAACCACCACAACAACCCCUAUAACAAUGACCCUGAUAAUAACGACCCCAAUGCCAACACAGCCAACGCGGGCUGGGAGAGGAUACACCAGGCUAUGGCUCAGUCAGGCUGCUACCCCAGCCUCAAGAACCUGGGGAGUGAAGAGGAUCACAACAGUUAUAGUCCAGAGCCAGGAGUGGGAGGGAACGCCAGUUUCAAGAGGGAUUCAGUUGGCUGUAAUAUUGCCACUCAUGCCCACAAUGGGGUGGAGGCCCUGGUCCCAGCCUCGCCCCUCCUGGCCCCCAUGUCAGAUCUGCUCCCACAGUACUGCGCUGUUUCCCUGUCACAGCAUUCUCCAGUCAGCAUCACCACGUCCUGCUCUCGCUCGGGGCAGGCCAGUGCCAAACCCCCUGAGACAGUCACCAUCAUGCCCCCUGACAGUUCCACCCAUGGUGUUCUCUAGCACCUGCCCAAGGAAAGGCAGGGCAACUGGCCAGUUUGUAACCCUCUAACAGUCACUUCACUUCACUUCAGCUCCAACGAACCCAAAGUAUGUAGUCUGUUUAGUAACAUGUUUCUGACGGUUACCCCAACAGAGACAUUAAUGCAGUGAGGGAAAAAAGUAUUUGAUCCCCUGCUGAUUUUGUACAUUUGCACACUGACAA